This is a messenger RNA of Scedosporium apiospermum, 1077 nucleotides long. Its product is annotated as putative tartrate dehydrogenase/decarboxylase TtuC. The transcript is spliced from 2 exons. Bases 1 to 1077 code for a protein of 358 amino acids. Lineage: Eukaryota; Fungi; Ascomycota; Sordariomycetes; Microascales; Microascaceae. Gene Ontology annotation, molecular function: oxidoreductase activity, acting on the CH-OH group of donors, NAD or NADP as acceptor; NAD binding. The record is from RefSeq and is a predicted model, not a curated record.
AUGGCUGUACCUAUCCGCAACUACAGAAUCGCCGCGAUUCCAGGUGAUGGCAUUGGUAUGGAGGUUGUUGAUGCUGCUCUUAGGGUGGUGCAGGCAGCUGCAGAGGUUUCUGGGAAGUACCGGAUUGAGAUCACGAACUUUCCUUGGGGAACCGCAUAUUACAAGAAGACCGGCGCAUUCCUCCCCACCGACUUCCAAAACACACUAAAGCAGUACGAUGCUGUGUUAUUUGGUGCCGUAGGGUACCCAGACGUCCCUGACCAUCUAUCCCUCUGGGGUCUCCUGCUAAAAAUGCGCGGCCCAAUGCAACUCUACGCCAAUGUCCGCCCCAUCAAGUGUCUUACAAAACCCCGGCUUGCCGAUGUCUCACCUUCCGAUCUUGACUGGCUUCUUAUCCGUGAGAACAGUGAGGGAGAGUACGCCGGCCAUGGAGGGCGGUCACACAUGGGCGAAGGCUGGGAAGUGGCCACAGAAACAAGCAUUUUUACCCGCCACGGAAUCACCCGAAUCAUGCGUUUCGCAUUUCAAGCAGCCCGGGAGAGGCCGCGGAAACAUCUCACCGUCGUCACGAAGUCGAAUGCUCAACGUCAUGGGCUUGUCCUUUGGGAUAAAAUCGCCGCUGAAGUGGCCGCUGACUUUCCAGAUGUCACCUGGGAUAAAGAGCUUGUGGAUGCUAUGACAAUGCGAAUGGUGACGAAACCGCAGAGCAUUGACACAAUAGUAGGCACGAACCUCCACAUUGAUAUUCUCUCCGAUCUGGCCGCCUCGCUAGCGGGUUCGAUUGGCAUCGCUGCGUCGGCAAACUUGGACCCCACACGGAAGAAUCCUUCUAUAUUCGAGCCUAUGCAUAGGAGUGCUUUUGAUAUAAUGGGAAAGGGAAUUGCAAACCCUAUCGGGGCUGUCUGGGCGGCCGCAGAUAUGCUGUCGUGGAUAGGGGAAAAGGAUUCCGGGGCCGCGGUGAUGGCAGCCGUGGAGAGGGUGUGCAAGGCUGGUAAGGUUACUAGAGACAUGGGAGGGUCGCUAAACACUAAGGAAGGAGGCGAAGCAAUUUGUAGGGAACUCUUGGAAAAGAAAUGA